Messenger RNA from Salarias fasciatus (jewelled blenny), 1648 nucleotides. RefSeq names its product BTB/POZ domain-containing protein KCTD12-like. Gene Ontology annotation, biological process: protein homooligomerization; regulation of G protein-coupled receptor signaling pathway. Bases 139 to 921 code for a protein of 260 amino acids. The transcript has a single exon. Lineage: Eukaryota; Metazoa; Chordata; Actinopteri; Blenniiformes; Blenniidae. Gene Ontology annotation, molecular function: protein binding. Gene Ontology annotation, cellular component: presynaptic membrane; postsynaptic membrane; signaling receptor complex. The record is from RefSeq and is a predicted model, not a curated record.
CUGCUGGCAGUCCUUUUUUUUUUUCCUUCUCCUCCCACACAGCCAAACCAAUAUAAACAUUUCUGUACACUGAGCACACUGCCGGCCAUAUCCGCCCUCCUCAGGUCGCCUGAACGGGGACGCGGUCGGGAUCGAGCCAUGGCGCAAACUUCAACUUUCCCGGACAUCGUGGAGCUGAACGUGGGGGGCCAGGUGUAUGUCACCCGGCUGGAAACUCUCACCGCGGUGCCCAACUCCCUCCUCUGGGCCAAGUUCGGCCAGGGCUCCCCGGAGGAGCUGCCCAAAGACAGCAAGGGCCGCUUCUUCUUCGACCGGGACGGCUUUCUGUUCCGGUACAUCCUGGACUAUCUGCGGGACUCGGAGCUCUUCCUGCCCGAGUUCUUCAAGGAGAGGCGGCGGCUGCAGAAGGAGGCGGACUUCUUCCAGCUGCCGGAGCUGUCCAAGCGCCUCGCCGCCGCCAGCAAGGACAGCUCGUACGCCGAGGACAGCGGAGACCCGGAGGAGGCAGAGCUCAGCAGCCCGGUCACCUCCUCCUCGGACCGGACGCUGCGCUCCCCGGGGGCCGACUCCGGCUUCAUCACGGUGGGCUACAGGGGCUCCUACACCAUCGGGAGGGACAUCCAGGCGGACGCCAAGUUCCGCAGGGUGGCCAGGAUCACCGUGUGCAGCAAGAUCUCUCUGGCCAAGGAGGUUUUCGGGGAGACCCUGAACGAGAGCCGCGACCCGGACAGGCCGCCCGACAAGUACACGUCCCGGUACUACCUCAAGUACAACUUCCUGGAGCAGGCGUUCGACCGGCUGUCCGAGGCGGGCUUCCACAUGGUGGCCUGCAACUCCACCGGGACCUGCUCGUACGGCAGCAGCGACCCGGGGGAGGACAAACUGUGGACCAGCUACACCGAGUACGUCUUCUGCCGGUGAACGGAGCUUCAGUCAGCAUCUUUUUGGGAGAUCUGCGGGUUUUACUUGGUCUUCUUCAGUUUCUGACACUUCCAUCGGCCUGUCGGACCAGGCUGUGGUUUGGGUCACUUCUCUGCUUCACUCAUUGGUUUGUGGGAAAUAUACUGACUUUUUUUUUGUCAAAUUGUUUUUUUUUUUCUGUGGCCCACUGAGAAAGUUAACCUUUAUGGCUUUCACAAAGACUGCUCUGUUGUUCUGAAUUUCAGUGGUUCCUCCUGGAGGUUAAAAUGUUGGACCUUCUUUUGAUCUCUUGUGCUUGAAUUGUCAUGUUCUUUUAGCUUUUACCCUCAAUUCCACUUUUUCUCUUCUUACAGCUCCCAAAUCGUAAACUCUGAGCUUUCAGAUGUUGUUAUUCUUUAAUUAAUCUAACUUUUCUUCGAUCUGGUUUGGAUCCACCCUGUUUUAACGAGCACGCAUUAGGGAAGUCGUUACUGUCAUGUUUGAGCGGCUGUAAAUCUUCCCUCUUUAGAUAUUAUUACUGCAAAUUAAAGUGUGACAUUGUAUCAUUACCUAAUAUGUUUGUCAUGUUGAGUUCACAGUGGAAACUUCUGCUUUAUGUGAUUUAUCUAAUGCAAGCAAUCUUAUUUCAUAUUCAGUUAUUAUCACAAAUGUGUUGCUUUUUCUCUCCAGUCUUGGUUAUUUCCAUGUAAAUUUAUAAAUAGAAAUAAAACAUUUGAGAUGGUUUCUA